AUGGCAAGCUUUUCUCUAUCAAUUCCCUUCCAUACCUCAUCGAAACCAGCUUUAGAGAGCCAGCGACUUCAGCUCAAAGAAAGUCGCGCUGAAAUGAAACGCAAGCUCUCCAAAGUAUCUUUCGAAGAGCAGCCAAUUCGUUACAGGAAGCUGAGAAUCGAGGAUUUACAAAUUCAGGUCGAGGAGCAGAGAGUGCAUAAGUCCUGGCUAGAUCAUGAACACAAGCAGAGUCAGACGAACGAUAACAAUUAUCGCAAAGAGCACCGAGAGACCAAUAAGAGGAUCGUGAGCUUGGGAAGCGAUCUAUGGGUCGAGAAUCAAGAGCUGAGAAAGCAGGAAGAGAAAGAAGGUAGAGUCCUGAGACUCGGCCCGGAUUCUAAAGGCGCAUUUAUCUACACACUUCUGGCGCUGUACAAGGAUCCAAACGAGUCUCGCAGGAGGUCCAGCCAAGUGCAGAGCCAUAUGAAGGAGACUGCGAUGACAGUCUAUGAAGCAAAGAAAGGCGCGCCAGUCAUGGGGAAAAUCUGGUGCUGCAUCUCACAGGAUUACUUCGACCAGACGAACGUUCGCGCUGCUCAGAUUGCGCCUCACGCACUUGGCCCGGAACUGGUUGAUUACAUCUUUGGAAGCGGUUCUGGAUCAAGGCUAGAUACGUCGGAUAAUUGUCUGCUCAUACACCAUACCGUUGAGCAAGCCUUCGACAAUGGUAACUUCGUUCUCAUACCAGUCGACGCCAGCGAAACACCAAUCCUACGGUGGAAGAUCCAGAUCACAAAUCUCGCAGCAACGCACACUGAUAUGGGCCGAGUGUCUCUGAAGGACCUCAACGGCAAGGAGGUCUCAUUCAAAAAUGAUAAUCGGCCAGCGUCCAGGUUCCUGUACUACCAUUUUGUUGUGACUCUUCUCCGCAACAAAAGGGAUCGUCAGCCAGGUUGGGAGAAGUUUUCUGCUGAAUUACCGACCGGUAAACCAUUCGCUACCAUGGGCCGGUAUAUGCGCGAAUCUAUGUUGUUGACCUUGGCGAAGAAUGCCGGGGAUCUGGAUCCUGCGGAGGAGGCAAAGCUACUUGGGGGUGAAGGAGGGGAGACAUUCGCGGAGGAGGAGAAGCUCACAGGAAUCGAGGAAAAUGAGGUUGCACGCAGGGUGUUUGAGGCUCACGAGCCUGAAGAUGGAGGAGAGGGUGUGCAACCCUCGGAUAGUGAUGAUGAUUGA
This is a messenger RNA of Letharia columbiana, 1212 nucleotides long. RefSeq lists its product as uncharacterized. The coding region runs from base 1 to 1212 and encodes 403 amino acids. Lineage: Eukaryota; Fungi; Ascomycota; Lecanoromycetes; Lecanorales; Parmeliaceae. The transcript has a single exon. The record is from RefSeq and is a predicted model, not a curated record.